Messenger RNA from Eruca vesicaria subsp. sativa (arugula), 1006 nucleotides. NCBI's taxonomy places the organism in Eukaryota, Viridiplantae, Streptophyta, Magnoliopsida, Brassicales, Brassicaceae. The record is from the annotation of a GenBank genome assembly.
CACAAACCACAACAUUCACACCAUCAUGACUUUCUCCACUAGAUCAGGACUCUUCUUCUUGUUCUUAACACUUCUUCUUUUCUCCAAUCAACUCAACGCAAGAGACAGCUACUCAUUUGGUAAGUUCCAGAGCCAAUACCCAAAUGAACAAAACCCAAACAAUCUCCAGACCAACGAGACGAACGAGCAAGAAAACCAGAACCCUCCAUUUAUGCCCGAGACCGAAAACGGGUACGGAUUGUACGGUCAGGAGACAACCUACAACAACAAUGAAGAUCAGUUAAAUAACAAAAAGUACGACGACUCUUUCUCAACCCCAAGCCUAAGCCAAACCCAAGAAUCUUACAAGACCUAUGAAGAUAACUAUCCUAAGACGACAGAGAGUUACAACAAAAACAACAAGUACUCAAGCUACUACGAAAACUCCAACGGCUACAGGCCUGAGAAGGAGGCGUACACAAGUUAUAGCAACAACGUGGAGAGACAAGAGAUGAGUGAUAAGAGUUACAAAGAAAACAACAAGGAUUCGAGCUACGACGAAAACUCCAACGGCUACGGGCCAGAGAAGAGAGAGAAGGAGGGGUACAAGGGUUAUAGAAACAAUGUGGAGAGACAAGGGAUGAGCGAUACGAGGUUCAUGGCCAACGGUAAGUACUACUAUGAUCUUGACGACGACAGAAACCACGGCCGUUUCUACCAGAAGCAUUACUACAACUACAAACCCACCAAAUACAAUGAGGACUCAAGCUUCAAGAAUCCAUAUAGUUCCAAAAACAUGAUGAAUGAAGAGACCGAGAUGUUUGGGGAAGCGCAAGGAGAUCAGUUCACUCCAUGACCAUGCUUGGAUAAACAAAUCAUAAGUGUUUGCUUACGUAUGUUCGAUUUUUUUUUAAAAGUAAUAUAAGUUAUGAUGGUUUAUAAGUAUCAAAACUAUAUAUCGUUUGCAUAUAAAGUUGGAAGAAUAAAGAUAUAUGAUAUGAUUUUCAUGUUAAUUUUCUGAUGUUUG